UAUUCGGCUUUGCGCGUUCGCCGCCUCGCUCAGCGCUCAGUGUCGAUCCUUCUUCUCUGCGUGCGCGUGCAAUUUUCUCCCGAUCUCUGGGACAAAUAUCACAACUUGCACUUGUUUCAAAUCUUCAUUUAGAUUUAAAAAUUUAUUGCCGUUUGUUCCACUCACCGUUGCACUGUAAUUUCGUUCAAUACGAAGGAUUGCCACGGGAAAAAUAACAUCAAUUCUUUCUUUUUAUUUCAAUGAUUGAGAAGAACGAUUACAAAGAAAAAACGUACUUUCCUUGAGACCCGAAUGCGAUAAUCCAGCCGGCUUCUUGUUUUUCUAUUGUUGAAAUGAUAUUUGUCUCGAAUAAUAUUUUGUGAAACAAAGUACAUUGAACUGCGUAUAUUGACGAUCAUUUGACGUGAAUUCUUUUGGAUUAAAUUGAACGAACAGGAAUUUAAACGACAUGGCUCGGAUGGCUAAAAUUCUUCGCUCUUUAAGCCUCAUUGGAGUUUUGGUGGCUCUCGAAAUUUCGUCGAUACACGCUGACAACAGUGUUUACAUAUUGUCCAAAUAUCGUCAGCGAGUAACCUCGAGUACUCUCAACUGGCUGGCCAUUGCUCACUACGAAGCUUCUUCCAAGGAGAUCGUCAUCGGUGGAUUUGAGAUUCAACGCGAAUUGGACGGCAAUCAAGCCGAGUCUCCCGUAGUGAAAGAACGCUCGCUCUACGUGUGUCGUGCGUUCCACAGCGGUGUUUGGGUCGCUGGCAAACAGAUCGAGGGUGAAAAAAAAUGUACCGUUACGUAUCUCGGGAACGUAGUCUCUUAUGAGCGUUACGAUCUUCUCGAAAAUGUUGACAACGCGGCGCGUUUGAGCUGGGUCGCUUGGGACAAAUUGCAUCAAACUCCGGUAGGCGCUGUGGCUACCGAAUCCAUGUACGUUGCCAGGCACGUUGUCAGCGAGACUGAGAACGAACGCACCAACAAAAACCUCGGCUACACACACUACAUCGGUACAUACGACACUUCCGAAGGAUUCGGCCGAAUCAACUAUGUCAAGGACGACGGCGUGGAAGGCACUGCGGAAUCGGGUGAAGUGCUUGUCGAAACGGAGCCAAUAUUUUACGAGCUGAACGCUGUUAAAUUGAAUUACAACAGAAAACGCAUACUGAAGCGCGUUACACGAGUGUUGCGCGAAACAACGAUAUCGAACGCUGACUCCGAGUCUGCUGUACUUGCGGAGGCCCUUGGUUAUACAUUCAAUCACUCGAUAUACUGGGGACAGGGUCACGCUACGAUCAAAGCCCUAAACACCUCGAUAACACUGGCCAAAGGGCCGAGGGUCGGCUAUAUAUCAUGGGGAAUCGAGGACAAGUCCGUACGGUCCAACGCAACGACAGUGAAAAUUCGGCUCGAGCCAGGAACAGCGGUGAACGUGACGCUCCGAGCGAAUUAUACGGACAUGGAAGUGCCGUACACGGGUGAAUUGGUAUCGGUGUACGAGGACGGUGAGAGAAGGUCAAGAAUGAUAGGAGGAAUGUGUCGGGAGGAAACAAUGAUGGAUUUGAAGUACGAAUUUGGGCCGAUUUAUUAUUUGAGUAACAUGAGUAUAGUACCGACGACGCUGCCACCGCCGAGUACCGAGGCGAUGUUGCCAACGACGACGAUGAAGAAAACAACGAAAGAGCCGGAAUAUACGAGCGUCCAAGAAGAAACAUACGGGCCGAACGAGCAGACACCGGAAGUAGAUGAGAACCUUAUAGUACCACCGCGAAAAACGGACACGUCCAACAUGCAGAAUGACGACGGUGGCCCAUUGUCGUUGAAGAACAAAGUCGAGGGGUCGCAGUCCUCCUCGACGUCUCUCAGUUCGAGUACAUCGGCUUUGGCGUUAAUAACAUUAACGAUUAUUGCCUUUCACCGAAUCACGUGAAUCUCCACGACGUUUUCGGGUAUUUUUCCCUUUUCGUCGCCUAGAUUAUUCUCUAAACUGCAAUAGUAAUGAUGCCACGACAGAACAAAAAAAAAAGAAAACAGCCGCAGAGAAAAUAUAUGUAGAAUAUUCCCGUUGAACGAGUUAUUAUUACGUGAAGAAAAAGAAAAAAAAAAAAAAAAACAGAUGCAAACGAAAAGAAAAGAGAGGAAGAAAAAACAGAAAAAAAUUGGAAAACCAUUCAAGGUCGUUGUGGACACGCGCAGAGCCUAUAUUUAUAUAUAGUAAUAACAAGAAUUUGAAAUCUCUUUUUUUCGGCACUUGCGCGGAGCUCCGUUCACGAUUAUUCGCCAUUAAAUUUCGGUCCUCGUCCUGGAGACAUGCUUGCCUUUCAGAAAACAACCUUGAUAUUUAAUAUAUUAACAUAUAUACACGUAUAUAAACCAGUAUACAUGUAUACGUAUGAACAAUAUGAACAUGUAUAUAAAUAUAUUUAUAUAAGUGUGAAUAUAUACGUAUAUAUGUAUAUGACACAUUAUAUUUAGAUACUGUAAGAGGGAAUCUAUAAAUUACGAGCUAGUCUUAUUCAACGUCAAGUACAAGCAAGAGCCGAAGGAUAUAAGUGUCUAAAGAACAAUUCGAAAAGGGGGCGGGGGCGGGGGAAGAAAAUAGCUCGACGUUUAAAAAACGUGGAUACGAAUAUAAUAUUCCGUCUGUUGAUAGCUUCAUCGUUGAAUCGACUCAUCCUCGAUCGUCUGUUGCCACAAACUGUACAAGUUCCCGACCCCUGUGUGUUUUUCUUCCCAAGCUUUCAAAUUAUAGGAAUUUCCAACGCGUUUCUCUACACAAGACUCAUCACCAAAAAACGUCUAAAUUCCCAUGUAGGCGAAAAAACAUGGAUAUCACUUUAGACAACGGGAAAGGAAAAGAGACGAAUUAAUAUUGGAGGGAGAGAGCUGUAGUUAUGCGAACUGAAGCUGCUUUGCGGCCAAUAUUUUUGAGAAUGCGGUAUAAUUUUUAAACGUUUGAUAAGGUUUGUAAGAAUAGUGUGUAAGAGAGUACUUCGAUAGAGAGUCGAUUGCGACACCGAGAGGGAGAGAAAAGAGGGAAAAAAUGAAGUUCUAGGAUUUACAUUGUGAGCGAGUAAAAAAUAUUUUGCACAUCAAUGUUUGCAAGAAAAGAGACUGCAGGGAGGGAAAAUAUGUAAAAGCAGAAAUGUUUUUGUUCCGAGUUGAUUGAUAUGUACAUAUACGACGCAGUUUACGAAUCGUGAUAGAUAUUUAAUUGUUAUGUUAUUAUUAAUAUUAUUCAAUAUUAUACUUAUUUAAUUCUUUUCUUUUCUACGACGUUAUUCAUCGCAGUACAAUUUUUAUGUUAGUAUUAUUAUUAUUAUUAUUAUUAUUAUUCUUAUUUUAUGAUAUUAGGAAGUAGAUUUAGGAUAAAUUUGUUUGAGAAACCCAAGAUUUAAAUACGCUUUCGUUUCCAUAUCAAAAAGACAUUUACUAAUACCGUCGUAAAUGUAAAUUACAAUGUACGAGCAGUCAGUAAAUUCGUUCUCCUGGUUUUUUUUUUUUAAUUUUUUUUUUAAGAUUUUCAAGUUUUUUGCCUAUUUCGCUUCUGAUUUUGAGUCGGUCGUACGAAUUAUGUUGCAUCGGAUUAACGUGUAGCAAUAAUGUAGGGUGACAGUCGAAUCGGGCAAUAUUAAAUUGAAUGAUAAGAGAGAAAGAGAGAAAAAAAUACCUAGAAAUGAAAAUGUUUACUGGGUGACACAGAGAUGAGACAUAAUAAUAGUAAUAAUCAUAAUAAUAAUAACAAUAAUAAUGAUGACGAUGAUGAUAAUGAUAAUAAUAAAUUUAUCAAACUACGCCUACCUGCUUCCUCGUAAAAAAAAACAAGAAAAAACAGUAUGAAAAAGUUAAUGAAUCCCCGAAUUCUCCAUUCAUGACAGGGGAAAAGAAAAUAUUUGAAAAAUGUUGUAAUUGGUGAGUAAAAUCUGUACCCUGCGCUUCUCUGAUGCUGUAGUUCAUUAAAACAAAGUGAAAAUAAACAUUCAAAUGGUUUUUGAGCGUUCACAAAUUCCAUGAGAUUAACAUUUUGUCCCAAAAAUACUCGUAUGAAAAUAUAUGAGCGAUCCGCUUGAUUGUACAUUAUCAUGUAAAUACAAUUAUUUGACAUGCGA
This is a messenger RNA of Venturia canescens, 4094 nucleotides long. RefSeq names its product unzipped (gene uzip). The transcript has 5 exons. The record is from RefSeq and is a predicted model, not a curated record. Bases 449 to 1915 code for a protein of 488 amino acids. NCBI's taxonomy places the organism in Eukaryota, Metazoa, Arthropoda, Insecta, Hymenoptera, Ichneumonidae.